AACAUGAAGACGGUGACGUUUCUAUUAUUAAGUGUGUUAAUAGGUUUAGCGGUUGCUGAGGAACCCGAGGCGCCGUUAGCUGAAGAAUGUGACAAGGAACUUUGUGAACUACCGAAAUGUAGAUGCUCGUCUACCGAUAUACCUGGAGAUCUAGCAGCAAGAGAUACCCCACAGUUCGUUCUUCUCACUUUCGAUGAUGGCGUCAACAUUCGUAAUAUCGAGACCUACCGUGAAAUCCUCUACCGGCGCACCAACAAGAACAACUGCCCCGCCAGUGUCACUUUCUUCGUUAACCACGAAUACACUGACUACCAGCGUGUCAAUGAACUAUACAAUCAAGGUUUCGAGAUUGCCCUACACUCCAUCACUCACCAAACUCCUCAAUCGUACUGGGCUGAAGCAACCUAUGAAGAUAUGAUGAAGGAAUUCGGAGACCAGAAACGUCAGAUGUCGCACUUCGCCAACAUUCCCUCAGAUGCCAUACAAGGAAUCCGAAUUCCCUUCCUGCAAAUGACUGGAAAUGCCAGUUUCCAAGUAAUGGCAGAGACUGGUCUUCGGUAUGACUCUACGUGGCCAACCACUCGCUUUACCGACCCCGGCAAGUGGCCAUACACAUUGGACUACGCGUCUACACAAGACUGCGUCAUUCCUCCUUGCCCGACUGCGUCAGUUCCCGGAGUUUGGGUUCUCCCGAUGAUAAGUUGGACAGAUCUCAAUGGAUUCCCUUGUUCUAUGGUCGAUGCUUGUGUAUUUGUGCCUCCUCAUCAUGAUGAAGAUGCGUGGUUUAAGUUCAUCCUCACUAACUUCGAGAGGCAUUACCUCGGUAACCGCGCUCCUUUCGGCUUCUACGUCCACGAAUGGUACAUCUCUGCCUACCCCGGGGUCAAGCGAGCGUUGAUCCGAUUCUUAGAUCUAAUCAACAGUCUAAAUGAUACGUUCAUGGUUAGCGCUGGUGAAGUUAUCGACUGGGUUGAGAAUCCAGUGCCGGUAAACGAAUACGUGAAGAAGGAAUGCAAGAGUUUCACGCCUACGAAUUGUCGCGCCACCAGCUGCGGACCUCUCACCUCAACACAUACUGAGAUGAGUUACUGGAUGCAGAUUUGUAACACAUGCCCGAGAGUCUACCCCUGGCUAGGAAAUCCUCUUGGAGAAUAA
This is a messenger RNA of Papilio polytes (common Mormon), 1155 nucleotides long. RefSeq lists its product as uncharacterized. Lineage: Eukaryota; Metazoa; Arthropoda; Insecta; Lepidoptera; Papilionidae. Gene Ontology annotation, molecular function: hydrolase activity, acting on carbon-nitrogen (but not peptide) bonds. The record is from RefSeq and is a predicted model, not a curated record. The transcript has 6 exons. Gene Ontology annotation, biological process: carbohydrate metabolic process. The coding region runs from base 4 to 1155 and encodes 383 amino acids.